AUGGCCACUGCGAACGCUCCCAACCCCCGCGCGUCUCUCCUCGCCGGUCUCCGCACGGGAGGUGUGCGCUCUGCCUCGGCGAACGUACCCCAAACUGCCGCUCCUGGCGCUUCCUCCUUCAACAUACCCCGCAUUGUAACACCUCAGAACGAGGGCAUCUACAGCCAGGAGGAAGAAGACGAGCUCUCUAACAUGAUGGCACAGAACAUGUACAUCAGGAACAACGCCGCCCGCAUUCACCAGCACCCCAUGACCGCUGCUGUGGACGGCGCCGCCAACCGGUUUGCUCAGCAGCAACACACGGGAAUGAUGAGCCCCGGGAUGAAUUACCCUAUGACCCCGGGCGGGGCCCAAACCCAGUUGCAGGCUCUGCAGUUGCAAAUGAUGCAGAUGGAGAUUGCUCGAUUGCAGGCGAGUCGUUGCCCUCCAUCAACGAUUAUAUCCGGUAAACCUGACUGCCCAGGCUCAGGCGCAACGCCAGCGUCAAGCACAGCAGCCUAUGAGGCGCACAGCGUCGGCGUUCGUUCCACCGGCCACUGCCGGCCCCGCCCAGGUUCCUUCAACCUGCACGCCGGUGGUAUGGACCCGCAGAUGCGCCGUACCAGCCAAGCAGACCAGCUUCGUUCCCGACUUGGCGUAGGCUCCGACGACCAAGUACCCAUGACGGCUGCUUUAGGAGGCAAGUUCGGCAGUCGCGUCGUGUCCGGGCGGUACGACUCCGAGGAGGACGACUUCUCCAGCGCCAAGCUUCCUACCACCCCCAACUUCACCACUGUCAUUAGCGGUGGUACACCCCUUGGCACGCCCACUCCCGGUACUCUCAACACGGCGAUCCCCUCAAAGUCGGAUGCCGCGGUCUCCUGGCGUCGUAACGGUGCCAACAACUCGGUUCUGGGUGGUAACCGUGCGGCCUCUUCGCCGACGGUCAGGAUUACCCCUCCCCUGUUGAAGCUGCCAUUCCCUGGCACUGUGGUCAUUGACACCUCCGACAGUGCUGACGCCGAUGAUUCUUCGUCUGCGUCGUCCAAGUCUAACUCCUCCCCGAGUACCCCCCACUCGGCCUCCUCUGCCGACGUUCCUCCCCUUUCCCCUCGUGAGGAUGCUGUCAAGAAGCUCUACGAGGGUCUCGGCAUUGGCCGUCCCAUCCCCACCAUUACCGUUGCUGAGCCGCAGGACACGCCGAUAAUGGCACCAAAAGUGGUAUGCAUCCCCCUGCGGCAGCCGCGCGGUCCCCCGUCGAACAACGACGAGCUCAAGCCCAAGAACUUCGCUACCCGGAGCAGACGCAAGGCCCUCGGCGCCCUCAUGGACGCCCGCGAGCGACGCGAGCUGGUUGAAGCCUUCUGA
Molecule: messenger RNA, 1347 nt
Organism: Fomitopsis serialis
Lineage: Eukaryota; Fungi; Basidiomycota; Agaricomycetes; Polyporales; Fomitopsidaceae
Exons: 3
Coding region: 1-1347 (448 amino acids)
Source: RefSeq, a predicted model, not a curated record